This is a messenger RNA of Pocillopora meandrina, 1052 nucleotides long. The record is from the annotation of a GenBank genome assembly. NCBI's taxonomy places the organism in Eukaryota, Metazoa, Cnidaria, Anthozoa, Scleractinia, Pocilloporidae.
UACGUUUACAAGGAAGCGUUUUUGCUUUUUACCCAUUCAAGUCAUAUUUUGAACACUAUUACGUUCCUAAGUAAAUUUUCAACAAUUAUCAUAAAGUCCCUGCCAAGAAAUGUAAAUCACGGGAAGCUUGUUUUGGUGUUUUGGGGUUCGUAUAGGUCAAAUAAAGAUGGCAAAAUUGCUUCAAUUAUCAUCAAUGCGCAGCCAGUUUCUGUUUACUGUCAUAUGGGGAAUUUUGGAUGUGGUGAUGAAGUUUGGACAACUGUCAAGAAGAUUGAUGGCAAUAAGGUAGUAUACACUGUAGUUUAUGAUAAGGAUUCUUUGUGCUCUUUAGCAUUAUUCAUUUCUUAACUAAGACGAUAAUUAAGGGUGAGUGCCUUCCCCAUUACAAAGAUGUUUUUCAUUUAAUUUCACUGGGAAAAAAGAGGCGUAUAUUUCAAAUUCCAUUCACGUCCUUGCUUCCAAAUGCUUUAAAUUUAUAUCUAGGCCUGAUGAUAACACUGGAUACUAACUAGGUUUGCAAUUAAUUUAACCCAGAAUACAUUCCAUUACAACUCAAGGUAUUGGUCAGAUAAAAAUCAAUACAACCUUGUUGAAGGAGAGACUGGAUUUGACUUACAAGAAACCAAGCUACCGACCUACUGAGAGACACCAAGAUCUGUCUCGGUAUGAGUUUAGGAGGACAGAGUCGAUUUGUUUGUUUUCGUUAACAAGUAGGCAUCUUCGCUGCAACCACUGAUAGCUGACGAAUAAUAUCAAGCCACUUCGCUGGGUCGUGGAACCCGGAAAACGCUGCUCGGCUCCGAGGCCUCUUUACAGCCAAACUGCAACAAGGAGCUCGAAGGAUUCAAUGCAGGUUGUAGUUAUGGUCCAGUUUGCGCGGGAGUAAGGGAUCGGUAACGCUUCAAAUGAACAAGGUGAUUGUGAUCCUUGUACCUCCAGGAUUGGAUUCGGCUGUGCAGGGUCACCCUGAAGACAGAAUUAGCUGUGGAAACGGUGCUACAUCCCGCCCAGAUAACGGUGACAAAUUUAUCAAAACUAAGGGAUACAUCUAA